UUUUUCAGUUGACGCCCGGAUUUGAUCUCCUUAAACUCGCUGCGGUUUCCUCCGAGGUUUGGAAGGAAUCGAUUCGAAGAGCGGAAACAGCAUCGGCGGCGGCGGAGUCAAUCGAACGGUGGCAGAGACUAAGAAAUCCGUUGACCGAUGGAUCGAGAGAUUGGCUCGGCUCCUGAUGAGCAGAGGGUUUGUUGGAGGGGCAACUGCAAACACCUUCUUCUUUUAGCAUAUCAGAGUAUUGGAGUAGUGUAUGGUGACUUGAGUACCUCUCCUAUUUACGUAUAUACAAGCUCUUUUUCCGGAAGGCUGAGCCUUUAUCAAGAUGAGCAAACAGUAUUUGGUAUGUUUUCCGUGAUAUUCUGGACAUUCACCAUAAUCCCACUGCUUAAGUACGUCAUCAUUGUCUUGGGUGCUGAUGAUAAUGGUGAAGGUGGAACGUUUGCUUUGUACUCUUUGCUCUGCAGACAUGCCAAGCUCAGUUUGCUCCCCAAUCAGCAAUCAGCUGAUGAGGAGCUCUCCACAUAUUAUAGGAAUGGAUACAUUUCUCAAAAUACUAUUCAUUCUCCACUAAAAAGGUUUUUAGAGAAGCACAAAAGGCUGAGAACAUGCUUACUUCUCAUAGUUCUAUUUGGUGCUUGCAUGGUGAUAGGAGAUGGGGUUCUUACCCCAGCAAUUUCUGUUCUAUCAUCAAUUUCUGGGUUGCGAGUGCGUGCCAAGGGAUUGCUUGAUGGUGAGGUGCUAGUCAUUUCUUGUGUUGUGUUGGUUGGCCUUUUCACCUUGCAGCACAAAGGAACUCAGAGGGUAGCCUUUAUAUUUGCACCUGUUGUUAUCAUUUGGCUGUUAUGCAUUGCUGCAAUUGGCUUGUAUAAUACAAUCUAUUGGAAUCCCAGAAUAUUUCAUGCUCUUUCUCCACAUUACAUUGUCAAGUUCUUUGAGCACACAGGAAAAGAUGGAUGGAUUUCUCUCGGGGGAAUACUUCUUUCAAUUACAGGUACUGAAGCUAUGUUUGCAGAUCUUGGCCACUUUAAUGAAGCAUCCAUCAGGGUUGCAUUUAUCAGUGUCAUAUAUCCAUGUCUGAUACUGCAAUAUAUGGGGCAGGCAGCAUUUCUUUCUAAGAACAUAUCUGAUGUAUCCAUCAGCUUUUUUGGGUCUAUACCAGAACCUGUAUUUUGGCCUGUCUUUGUGAUCUCCACUCUUGCUGCUAUAGUUGCUAGCCAAUCUGUCAUCUCUGCCACCUUCUCCAUCGUGAAGCAAUGCCAUUCUUUGGGUUGCUUUCCACGUGUCAAAAUUGUCCAUACAUCAAGAUGGGUCAAUGGGCAGAUAUAUAUACCUGAAAUAAACUGGAUUCUUAUGGUUCUUUGUCUUGCUGUCACACUCGGCUUUCGUGACACAACCCUUAUAGGAAAUGCUUAUGGUAUAGCAAGCAUGACCGUGAUGUUUGUUACCACUUGGUUAAUGGCACUAGUGGUCAUCUUUGUGUGGCAAAAGAACGUCAUAUCUGCCCUGUUAUUUCUCGUUUUCUUUGGGUUCAUUGAGGGUGCCUUCCUUUCGUCUUCGCUCAUCAAGGUUCCGCAAGGCGGAUGGGUGCCUUUCGUGCUUUCUUUCGUCUUCAUGGUGAUCAUGUACGUCUGGCACUAUGGUACUCGCAGCAAAUAUCUCUUUGACCUACAGAACAAGGUCUCCAUGAAAUGGAUCCUCACACUCGGCCCCAGUCUUGGGAUCGUUCGUGUCCCUGGAAUUGGGCUCGUUUACACAGAACUAGUUACUGGUGUUCCUGCAAUCUUCUCCCAUUUUGUGACUAACCUCCCUGCUUUCCACCAAGUUCUUGUCUUUGUCUGUGUGAAGUCAGUGCCAGUCCCUCAUGUUGCACCGGAUGAGCGGUUCCUCGUCGGACGGAUCGGUCCCCGAGCCUACAGAAUGUACAGAUGCAUCAUAAGAUAUGGGUACAAAGAUGUGCAGAAAGAUGAAGACAACUUUGAGAACCAACUGGUGUUGAGCAUUGCCAGGUUCAUCCAGAUGGAAUCAUCAUCCUCUGGGAGUUGUGACACUUCUCCGGAAGGAAGAAUGGCUGUCAUACGAGCUAAUGAUACUUCUGGCACCAGCUUGGUGAUGAGGGAUGCUGAUGAGACUGAGGUUAACUGUAACUCUACUUUCACCAGGAGCAGCAAGUCUGAAACCCUACAAAGCUUUCAGUCAAUACAUGAACAGGAAUGGACCUCCGUCGGCCGUCCGCGGCGGCGAAUCCGGUUAGAGUUGUCCGAGGAGGAAAACAUGGAGUCCGAGGUAAAAGAGGAAUUGAUGGCAUUACUGGAAGCUAAGCAAGCAGGGGUCGCGUACAUAAUGGGCCAUUCUUAUGUGAAAGCCAGGAAGACAUCACCUUUCUUGAAGAAGGUUGCCAUUGAUGUUGCCUAUUCUUUCCUCCGUAAGAAUUGCAGGGGGCCUGCGGUGGCUUUGAACAUCCCUCACAUAAGCCUCAUCGAAGUGGGCAUGAUCUACUAUGUAUAGUAACUUCUCCAUUCUCAUGCAUGACAGGAUUCCACCAAAUCUCAAGUAAGGCAAAGAGUUCUCUGUAUGAGACGUUUAUGAUCUGUUUGAGAAGCCAAAUCAAAAGAGGGCUGCUAUCAACAAUCAAAAGAGAUGAAUAGAGACAGAUGGAAAGUGCGAGUCAAAUAAAUUUGCAUUAAGUGGUGACGGCUCACUCUUCACGGAUCACUCUACUCUAGCUUUAUUUAUGUAUGAUGGGUCCCUCAAAUUUGUUCUCGAGAUGCAGCUCGAGACCACGACGAUAGGUUACAUGAACACGACAAAACUAGUGACAUCACUCAGUCCUUUAACAAUAGCUGUUACUACUAUGCACAAGCUGAGAGGAGUUUGAUUGAGGCCUGACAGACUUCGCUUAUGUCGAUAACUAUCGGACAUACUCUUGCACCUCUAAAUCC
Molecule: messenger RNA, 2939 nt
Organism: Musa acuminata AAA Group (dessert banana)
Lineage: Eukaryota; Viridiplantae; Streptophyta; Magnoliopsida; Zingiberales; Musaceae
Product: potassium transporter 7
Exons: 10
Coding region: 148-2505 (785 amino acids)
Biological process (GO): potassium ion transmembrane transport
Cellular component (GO): membrane
Molecular function (GO): potassium ion transmembrane transporter activity
Source: RefSeq, a predicted model, not a curated record